AUGAUUGACGGAUCCACAGCAUGGCCACCAACCACUCCGUUCAGUCACACUGUACUGUACCUGUGUGUCUACAUAUUCACCUUUGUGACGGGGUUUCCGGCCAAUGUGCUUGCCUUCUACACGUUCUGCGUGAAGGUGAGGCAGAAACCCACACCCAUUGACAUCCUGCUCCUCAACCUGACCAUCUCGGACCUCCUCUUUCUCCUUUUCUUGCCGUUCAGGAUGAACGAGGUGCUGAACAACAUGACAUGGGCCUUGCCCUAUGCUCUCUGUCCGCUCUCCAGCUUCUUCUUCUACAUGACCAUCUACAACAGCACUUUCUUCCUCACUGCCAUCAGUGUGGAGCGCUACCUAGGCGUGGCCUUCCCCAUCCAGCACUCGCUCAAGCGCCGGCCAAUAUACGCUGUGGCUGCAAGCAUUUGCUUCUGGAUCAUCUCUUUCAUCCACCUGAGCAUUGUUAUCAUCAUCCCCAUCAUCGGCUCUAAGAGCUCCAACUCAUCAAAUAGCACACAUAAUGUGGGUGAACAUAAAUCAGUGGAACCUGCCGUGUGCUAUAACAAUUUCACGCCAUACCAGCUGACGGUCCUUCUGCCAGUGCGUCUGGAGCUCUGCCUGGUGCUGUUCUGCAUCCCAUUCCUGAUAUGCAGCUUCUGCUACAUCAAAUUUAUCUGGAUCCUCUCAAGGCUGCAACGUAUUGGACGGCGCCGGCGUCUCCGGGCCAUCGGCAUGGCCCUUGGCACACUGCUGGUAUUUGCGGUGUGUUUCGGCCCAUACAACAUCUCACACAUCGUGGGGUACGCCAAAUGGGAAAACCCUUCCUGGAGAGCCAAGGCCCUGCUGUGCAGCACUUUCAACGCUUGCCUGGACCCUCUCAUUUUCUACUGGUCCUCAUCUGCCGUGAGAGGUGCCGUUAAUAACGUGAUGGGGGCUAUCAAGCGCCGGCUGAACAGGUGCAUGUCUUAUCACACAUUCUGGUUCCUGUGUAAAGGGGUUGACAAGACGGCAAAAGAUAAGGCACCCAAACAAGAGGAGAGCAACACUGUCUGA
This is a messenger RNA of Lampris incognitus (smalleye Pacific opah), 1047 nucleotides long. RefSeq names its product free fatty acid receptor 2-like. The coding region runs from base 1 to 1047 and encodes 348 amino acids. Gene Ontology annotation, biological process: cellular response to fatty acid; G protein-coupled receptor signaling pathway. Lineage: Eukaryota; Metazoa; Chordata; Actinopteri; Lampriformes; Lampridae. Gene Ontology annotation, molecular function: G protein-coupled receptor activity. Gene Ontology annotation, cellular component: plasma membrane. The record is from RefSeq and is a predicted model, not a curated record. The transcript has a single exon.